Messenger RNA from Paraglomus brasilianum, 1257 nucleotides. Lineage: Eukaryota; Fungi; Glomeromycota; Glomeromycetes; Paraglomerales; Paraglomeraceae. The record is from the annotation of a GenBank genome assembly.
AUGUCUCAUGCCGCAAAGUAUGAUCUAUGGAGUAGGGAAGAGUUGAUAGUAAAGUUACUCGAGUACGAAUCGAAUGCAACAAGAAAACACGAGUCGAACGAUAGUGAAAGUGUUUAUUCUUCCAUAUCAACCGAUUCCACCACAUCGUCACUAAAAAACAAAAAGACAAGACGUAACAGACAAUUCGACAUGUCUAAAUAUUCACAGAGAUAUAUUGCCUUCAAGGUAGCUUAUCUCGGAUGGAAUUAUCACGGUUUCGCAGUUCAGGCAGACGAGGAAACAUGUCCUACAGUAGAAGGACAGAUAUUCAAAGCGCUCAUGGCAGCCAAACUCAUUACUGAUCCGUCGUCCUGCAAAUUCUCCCGUUGCGGCAGGACGGAUAAAGGAGUAAGUGGGUUAGGACAGGUUAUUGCAUUGAAAGUACGAUCUAAUAUGCCUGUUGAUAAAGUUGAGGAUAGAGACAAUAAGUCUAAAGAAGAAAUGCCGUACGUCGAUAUUCUGAAUAGAUUGCUACCACCGGACAUUAGAAUACUUGCAUGGUCAUCUAUUCCCGAAUCAUUUUCAGCAAGAUUCUCGUGUUGCGGAAGACGAUAUAGAUACUUUUUUCUAAAAUCGACCUUGAACAUUGAACUGAUGCAGUCGGCAUGCAAACAAUUUAUAGGCACACAUGAUUUCAGAAACUUUUGCAAGAUAAACUCUAGCCAGGAUGUUACCAAUUAUGAACGGACAAUUCUCGAUGCAAAGAUAUUAAAAGCUAGCGAGUGUGGCAACCCUGUGCCGUAUAGUGAUAUUGACGAGUUUUACGUCUUUGAAGUUAGAGGCACGGCCUUUUUAUGGCAUCAAGUGAGGUGUAUGAUGGGCAUUCUGUUUCUCAUAGGGCAGGAAUUGGAGCUGCCCUCGAUUAUAUCAUCUCUUUUUGAUAUUUCCACUAUUCCUUCACGUCCUGCAUACGAGAUGGCAAGCGAGCUUCCUCUUGUUCUUUAUGAUUGCGAAUUCAAUGGACUUGAUUGGAAACAUUCUCCAAGUACAGUAGAUAGACUAUAUCACCACAUGUAUCAACAAUUUUAUGGAUAUUUUACCAAAUCAAUGAUUGCUUCCACUAUCUUGAAAUCACUUGGUGUUGAUACAAUACAGCAUGGCAUAAUAAAUGGAGGAGGACAGGAGUUAAGAAAGAGAAAAUAUGUGACUCUUUUAAAUAAAGACAGAUGCAGUAGUGUUGAUGAAAAGAGAAAGAAACGCAAGGAAAAGAAAGAGUAA